CCUCCUGUCCAGCUGCUGGCAGUAAAGCGACUUUCACGUUGGAUUCUGGCGACAUUAAACUGCCUCUUUCCUGGUUUUCGACACCAGUGUCUUUUGUUGAGACUCUGAAUUCUUAUUGGGCAACAUCAAGUGAAAUGCUGCACACAUACCAGUGGUGGGUUCGAUUCAUGGUUUGAUUACGAGCCUGGCAUGAGCCACUGGAAAACAAAUCUAGCACCGGCCAACCAGGAGACUUAAAUCGAACUCAUCCUGAUGUGAGAAGAGAAGGUCGAUGAGCGAGCUGAGGUUUCUAUCAUGUCCGACCCGGUACAGACCACCUCUGACAGUCUGUGUAAACUCGUCCGCUGGGCUCACAGCCACGGCACCAUCUGCGACCUCAUCCCCAGCCUGCAGCACCUCACCUGUGGUUCCUACAGUAACGUGCUGACACCGGAACCCAGUCCCCAUGGCAGCAGCGUCCCUGUCGCUGUGUGGGGUUGUGGCGCUGGACACGCCUACCACUGGCCACUCAGUGACCGUAGCAACGGCUGCGGAGGCUCAGUGAAUACCAGCCAGGGCCAGGAGAGGUUUGUUGGAGGCCGUCCAUCCAAUAAGGUGACAGCGAGGGCGUCAUGUGACCUCUCCUGCAGCGAAGCAGCAUCAGAGGGGGAGGAGUUCAGCAGCCAGCUGUUUGACAUUGCUGGAUGUGAGUCAUCGGCCACAGACGAAGAUGGCGACUACGAGCCCCGCCCAUCCAGGAAAAGAGGCGGGGCACCAGGAGGAGCAGUUGCCAGGAAGAAGGUCAAGCAGGAAACAACCUCAGCAGAGGAUUUUGACACAGCCGCUAACAUAGCUAGCACGGGGUUAGCAAUGACAGACGCUGUCGAUGUUUCGCAGGCUUGUCAGGCACCAAACACACACUCUCAAAUCACACUCACACUAUUGCCGAACAAGCCCCUCCCACCCUGCCAGCAGUCCCAGCAUGGACAGAAUCUGGGGUGUGAGGGAUUAGUGGACCCAGAGAUGGAGCUGCUAGGAGAAGGCAGCUGCAUGACAGGGACCACGGAGCAGGCUGAGGGAUGCAGCUCCGCCACAGAGACUACAGAAAAGACUGCAGGGGGGCAGAAUGAGCUGGAGAAGCUGCGAGCGUUACUUUGUGCAGAACGCAGCCGCAACCAGCAGAUGACAGAGACCAUCUCCAGCCUGAACCAGGACAAAGAGCUGCUGCAGCAUGAACUCACUAAAAAAGCAGAACUCGUCUGUGACUUCCUACAGGACAAACUACGGCCAGAGAAGAGGUGGUCUCGCCGCUCUAAUCAGAUGGAACCGGGAACUUCACACAUUACCUCUCCUGACGAUGUGGCAGGGUUUGAUUCGCCAACACAGUUUGACUCGUUUGAGGAAAUGGAGCUUCACCCUCUGGAGCGCCAUCGGACCCUGAAGACCAAGAGGAGCCGGGACAGAGAAAACACCCGAGUCAGGAUGAAAAAUGUGGUGGGUGUGAUCGCGCGCUACAUGACAGCCCUCCAAGAGUUCCGCCGCGGUGUUUCCAUGAAGGUGGCCUUUGACCGGGUCGGCGUGGACCGCAACACGAUCUCCCGUACAGCGGCCAUAGGUGAGCUCAGCCUGGCCGCUCCGGAGGUGUUUCACGCACUGGCACCGUGGGAUGAGAAAGAGGAGACGCUGGCACAUUAUGCCCACCGCUGCCGACAGGCGAUGGAUGACAACAUUAAGGCCAAGAUCAAAACGAUGAAGGCUAAAGGCGAACUGCUGCCCAUUGUCUCCAAGUGACAAACUGUUGGAGAUAGUUUGCUGACUGACUCUUUCUGACUGAAUCAGAGGCCUACAAUGCACACUUCUUGAACAUAUAAAAAAUCCAACACAACACACGUCAAAGAAAAAGCCUAUCCUUAGAUUCUCUUCUUCUACUGUUAGAUACUGUACCGUCUGAGUCAGUUGUGCUCAACUUAUUCCAGGAAUUAUAUUGCCAGGUUGUUGUACUUCUGAUCAUGUGACUGCAUUAGAUUCUGGCCACAUUUCAGCCACUGUGGGUGUAGAAAUAAAUCUUUCUGCCUCCUGUCCAGUGGAUUUGUCCUUGUAUGGCUGUGAAACAUCUGUGCAAUAUUGUGACUGAAGAUUAAACUCUUGUUCUGAGAUUGUCACCAAAACCAUUUACUAUUAUUUUAUUUAUUUUUUAGAAUUCAUUAUAAUCAAGUUCCAACUUUUGGUAAUUGGUUAAUUCUGUGGUGGUCACUCAAACCACCUUGUAAUGAAAUGGCUCUACCUUUGAUGUUCCAGUAAAUAGUCUGAUCAAUAAGGGACUUGUAAGUAUUCAAGGUUGAGUGUUUUUUAUCCAUGGUAAUUACAGUAUUCUGUUUUGUGUGCUGCUGACCACUGUUUUACAAUAAACCACUAAACACAGUGAA
Molecule: messenger RNA, 2405 nt
Organism: Siniperca chuatsi (mandarin fish)
Lineage: Eukaryota; Metazoa; Chordata; Actinopteri; Centrarchiformes; Sinipercidae
Exons: 6
Coding region: 295-1770 (491 amino acids)
Cellular component (GO): nucleoplasm
Source: RefSeq, a predicted model, not a curated record